Messenger RNA from Alternaria rosae, 2911 nucleotides. RefSeq lists its product as uncharacterized. Lineage: Eukaryota; Fungi; Ascomycota; Dothideomycetes; Pleosporales; Pleosporaceae. The transcript is spliced from 2 exons. The annotation marks the transcript as partial. The record is from RefSeq and is a predicted model, not a curated record.
CAUGUUGACAGCGACCUCCUUGAUAGCUAACUGCAGCGGUGGGGCGUGCUAGUAGGGUCUGUCCCGCAACGGUAUGGAACGCCCUGCUACUCGGUUCACGAUGCAUCGAGACGCUGCACCUGGACGGGGUUAUGAUAUAAACCUCGAGGUCGUACCGAUACUUCCCCCCCCUACUCACACCAUACAUCUCCAACCGCUCCAACUCGAUCACACCUCACUGUGUGCAUAUAUCCGCCUCGUUCCCUUCUCAAUUCUUCGUUUGGCGAUUGUUCUAGCCGCGUCCUGUCGUUCUUGUUCUUCACCGCUGUUCAGCAAUGCCCGUCUCCCACAUCGGCCUCACGGUAUCGCAUCUUCCAACUUCGACAUCGUUCUUUCUCUCAGCGCUCCAGCCACUGGGCUACCGCUACAUCGGCCAAUAUGGCAACCAAAUCGGCCUUGGAAUAAAUGAUUCCGAUUUCUUUCUCUGCCAAGAAACGCCUGGCGUAAAAGCCGGCGCUGCACACAUUGCAUUCACCGCACCUAGCACAACCGCAGUCCGGAAUUUCUACACCGCUGCAUUGACCGCUGGUGGUCGUCCUAACGGGGCCCCGGGUGCUCGUUGCGCAGAAGAUGGCCACUUCAAUGCCGCAGUAAUCGACUUUGACGGCAACAGCAUCGAGGUUGUCUACCGAAAUGGACCUGACAUGAGACAUGACGGGACCAUCAUCGAGCACAGCAGAGUCAUUACAUGGCAGAGGACAGUUUCGCAGAGCUUCCGUGAGAGCCCCAGUAUCUUCAGCGCUCACACGUGUGCUUCGAGAACUGGCGCAAUUCCAGUCGCACCGACAACCGAAUCAGCUGCUCCAAAGGCACCAAGCCCUGUACCCAGAAGCGCCUCUGCGCCCACAGUCGCUCCUGUUCCCGAAGCGACGACAAAAUCAGAUGCCGGCAGUGGGGCGGCCACGCACAUUCUCGGAACAUUACUUGGAGCUGCUGCAGGUGCAGCCGUCACAUAUGCAUUCAUGCGGAGCGAGCGAGAUAGUGCGAAGAAAGAGGCGGACUUCAGCGCCUUCAUGGACGCCAAAAACGCGGUCAACACUGCGGCUGGCUUCUUCGCUCAGGCCUCAUCCCAACCCCCGACACCCCAGCAGGCCCCACAACCCGCGCAGCCACCUGUCCAGGCCAUUGCACCGCCUACACCUGAGCCAGUACACCGCAUUGAAGACGACGCGCGAUCUUCCUAUUCGCGAGCUUCUCAGAUCCCUAGGACUUCCGUGCCGCGACAAAUCGAGGCUGCGCCGGCUAGCUACUACUCACCGUCUCAAUUUGAGCGUCCUCGCUCAAGGGCUGCGGAGCCUCUCGCCAUCGAAUAUGCUCCUGCAUACUCUGUUGCCCCGUCACAGACUCCAUCAAGGCUCACACCUGCUCACCGCUCAAAUACUAGCCCUGAGUUGUUGAUGAUCGAGAGGGCUAGGAGUACCGUCUCGACAGCCAAGCCCGAAAGUGCCGCAACGACUGCAAAGCCACCGCGACCAUCGUCCAAGCCUCAGAGUGUCGUCUCGAAGGCGCAAAGCGUAGCUCACAGUGCUGCGCCUAGCUCAUUCAUCUCAUCCUUCGUAGCAGACCGCGAAGAUGAAAAAAGUAGCUCGGGUAGGUCCAAGGCCAGGUCCUCUCAUACCUCAUCUUCAAAACACUCCUCGCACAAGGAACACGGUAGUAGCAGUCGGAAGGAGCGUGGCUCGUCGCCUUCUCCACCAGCCCCUGCAUCCAAGGCUCCGUCUGCAGCCCCCACUAAAGCUGCGUCCAAGGCGGCGUCGAUCGUCAGCAGCAUCUUUAGCCGCGACAAAAAGAAGCACGAAGAUGACGACGACUUCAUCGACGACCUUGACAUUGAAGAGCUAAGUGAGGAUGAUCUUGACACUGUUGUUCCCAGCGACAGCAUCUCCCAGAUCGGCGACGCACCACGACGCAGACACCGUUCCCACCGGAGCGACAAGUCUAAGAAGGAUGAUGACGCCGAAACCUCUGUGAGCCAUCGCAGGAAGAAGCACAGCGACGAGAAAGAGUCUUCGCGAAGCAAGAAGAAUGACGAUGAGAAAGAAUCUUCCCGAAGCAAGAAGCAUGACGAUGAGAAAGAGUCUUCCCGCAGUAAGAAGCACGACGAUGACAACGAGUCUAUCAUGAGCAAGUCAUCAAAACGCUCUCACCGUUCGCACCGUUCCCGCAAGACAUCUGCCGACUCCGCCGACGACGAGGACUCUUCGCGCCCUCACCGUUCCUCCCGUUCUUCCAAAUCCAAACCUUCCAUCAUCUCGGAGCCAAGUGAGGUAUCUACUGUCCGCCCCGUUAAGCCCUCCAAGUCAUCAAGAAAGGAUAGCCUGACCCAAGGCCAGUACGACAACCUAUUCGAUGAAGUCCAGUAUGGAACUGGCGCUGUACACGCCUCCAGAGGCGGCCCCACACCCAGCAUGGUCAGUGCCGCACGCAAAAACCCUAUUCGCAGCAUGAUCAACCAUAACCACGCGACCAAGAUGAGGAACUUUGAGGGCAGCCAGGCUGGGCGCGCAAGGGACAGUGAUGACUAGUUUGUGUUUCUUAUUUCUCUGUCUGGGGUACUGUAUCCUUGCAUCGCAUCGCGUGGCUUCAUUGCUUUUGCUCUCAUGCUUUUGCAUCCGCGUAAUGCUCUCUCACGUCAUUGCGUCAUUGUUGUUCCUGUCUAUCGUUUGCUCCUUUUAGCGGUCUGGCAUUUUUACGGCGCGGCAUUGGUAUGGCGUCAUGUUUUGCUUUGUAGGACUAUCAUAGAUUAGAACUAAACUAAACGCAAUGAAUACAACCGGUAUAUGGGUGGAUUGGGGGGGAAAAAAUGUUCAUCAGACCAGAUGCUUGUGAUUAUGUGUGACUCUCUUUGCUGUGUUUUACAUCGACUUCCUGC